Molecule: messenger RNA, 372 nt
Organism: Knipowitschia caucasica
Lineage: Eukaryota; Metazoa; Chordata; Actinopteri; Gobiiformes; Gobiidae
Source: the annotation of a GenBank genome assembly
AUGAGGGAGCAGAGGGAAGGAGAUUUUCCCCAUGAUCCAAACGCGGCUCGGCACGGCUCGGGUUUCCUCCUGUGUUUUGUUUACGGAUUCUGCACGCGCCAGUGUUGUUGUGACAGACUCGGACUGCGGCAGAGCUUCGGAGACACGCACAAACCUCCCGCAAGAGACACGCACCAACCUCCCGCAGGAGACACGCACAAACCUCCCGCAGGAGACACGCACCAACCUUCCGCAGGAGAUACGCACACACCUCCCGCAGGAGACACGCACACACCUCCCGCAAGAGACACGCACACACCUACCACAGGAGACACACACCUCCCACAGGAGAGUGGACACACGUGCGGGACUGACGCUAAAACUAAAGAUUAG